Messenger RNA from Oppiella nova, 414 nucleotides. NCBI's taxonomy places the organism in Eukaryota, Metazoa, Arthropoda, Arachnida, Sarcoptiformes, Oppiidae. The record is from the annotation of a GenBank genome assembly.
CCGGGAAUGUUGCACACAAUGAGUCCGCCGGGACUUCUGCCGCAAUACAGUUCGUGGUCUUUGGUAUGUUUGGGUCCGUCGAGUCUCUACUCGCAUAACAUCGGCCUUCAAGAACAGCCGGGUUUUAUAAGUGGCGCCAAUUUUCUGCUCCCAUGGGAUGUGACCGUAAAGUUGGAACAUUCUGGACAUUUGCCACCCCUUUGGGAGGGGAAGAGACCGCCGGGUAUUAAGAACAAGAAGACGUUCAAAGACGGCACACAAUUCACAGUAAAGGUAUUCAUAGGCGUUGAGUACGAGUGCCAUCGCGGCCACCGUUUCAUCGCUUCUGGACCUGACUCUGUGCUCAAAGCAAAUAUGGGAAUCGUUAAGGAGUCGGCCAAUCGCGUCGCCAGCAAUGAUAUGCCGCUAUACUUC